CGCGGGAGCCAUACCCCAGGCCGGGCUCCCUUGGGUGCCGGAGCCGCCGUUGCCAUGCCCGUGCGCUCUCCUUCCAAAGGGCGCCAGUGGAGGGCGUCCCGUGGGCUCAGCCCCGCCGCCGCCUGCGCUCCGGAGUCUCGGUCCUGGUUAGCGGCGCUGCUGCUCACUCCCGGGCUGUUUCUCCACCUGCUUUGCCGGCCCGGGAGGAGAAGCGAAGCGGCGGUUGCAAAAGUCUGUAGCGUGAGCAGCAAAGUGAUGUGAAGCCACCUGGUGACCAAGAUGACUCUCGUACCAGGCGAAAAUUCGGACUAUGACUACAGCGCCCUGAGCUGUGCUUCGGAAGCCUCCUUCAACCACCCUUUCUUUGCUGAAACGGAAACGCUAAAGGGAGUCUUUUACCAAAGGGCCAAACUCAUCCACCCCUCGGAAGAACUAAACGGAAGCAUUCGCCCGGAAGACCGGAAGCAUCAUAUCAUCAUCAACGUGGGUGGCUUCAAAUACUUGCUCCCGUGGACCACUCUGGAUGAGUUCCCCAUGACCCGCUUGGGGCAGCUGAAGUUCUGCAACAACUUUGACGACAUCCUCAACAUUUGCGACGAUUACGACGUGACCUGCAACGAGUUCUUUUUCGACCGUAACCCCGGGGCGUUUAGGACCAUCUUGACUUUCCUUCGGGCAGGGAAGCUCCGGCUCCUGAGAGAGAUGUGCGUGCUUUCGUUUCAAGAGGAGCUGCUGUACUGGGGCAUCGAGGAAGACAACCUGGAGUGGUGCUGCAAGAGGAGGUACCUGCAGAAAAUGGAGGAGAUUGCGGAAAUGAACGAAGCGGAGGACGAGUUCGCGGACAGCGAAAACCAGUGCGAAGCUGUGGCGGAGACAAAAGCCGGGCGUUGCAUGAAAAGAUUGCAAGACAUGGUGGAGAGGCCUCAGUCUGGGAUUCCUGGGAAGGUCUUUGCCUGUUUAUCGGUGCUGUUUGUGACUAUCACUGCCGUCAACCUUUCUAUCAGCACCAUGCCUGGCUUAAGAGAGGAAGAGGAGAGAGGUGAAUGUUCUCAGAUGUGCUACAAUAUUUUCGUAGUGGAAUCCGUCUGCGUGGGGUGGUUUUCCUUGGAGUUCCUCUUGAGGCUCAUCCAGGCGCCCAGCAAGUUUGUGUUCCUGAGGAACCCCUUGACCCUGAUUGACAUCAUCGCCAUCCUCCCCUACUACAUCACCUUACUGCUGGACAGCACUUCGCUGGGCAGCAACAGGAAGCCGACCUCCGGCAACAUCUACCUGGACAAGGUGGGCCUGGUCCUCCGCAUCCUGCGUGCCUUGAGGAUUCUGUACGUCAUGCGGCUGGCCAGGCACUCCCUGGGCCUGCAGACUCUGGGGCUGACGGCCCGCAGGUGCACCCGCGAGUUCGGGCUCUUGCUGCUGUUCCUCUGCGUGGCCAUCGCGCUUUUCGCGCCCCUCUUGUACGUGAUCGAGAACGAGAUGGCGGGCUCUCAGGAGUUCACCAGCAUCCCUGCCAGCUACUGGUGGGCCGUGAUCACCAUGACAACAGUGGGAUACGGCGACAUGGUACCCAGGAGCACCCCAGGCCAGGUGGUGGCCCUGAGCAGCAUUCUGAGCGGCAUCCUGCUCAUGGCCUUUCCCGUCACGUCCAUCUUCCACACAUUCUCGCGCUCGUACAUCGAGCUGAAGCAGGAGCAGGAGAGGAUCAUGUACAGGAGGGCGCAGUUCCUAAUGAAAACAAAGUCCCAGUUAGGCAACGCAUCACAGGGGAGCGGCAUGUUUCCGAGCCUCUCUUCAGAGACCAGGAAUGACGGCUGAAACGGAAGUUUCCACGUCUGCCCUGUUGCCGAGCAAACGGUGACAGGAUUUCUUUCUCUCUCUCUUUUUAAUCUCGGCAUUUGCUUCUGGAGGCGUUGGGGAGAGAUGGCAUUGUACAAAUAAACACGCAAAGGGCUUUUAGCCAUUAUGACCGUGGGGACUUGGUUCAUCAUUAUGUCGUAUUAGCAUUGCUGUUAGGGGGCAGGGGGGAUAAGAUUGUUGCUUUCCAGUAGGCUGCACAAUUGGGGAUCAUGAAAUGGAGAUUUGUUUAUUUUUUAAAGUAAAAACAACAUGCAUCGUUAACCAAAAGGAGAACAGUAUAAAAUUACACACUGGGCACAGCUGUUGCCAUUUGUAACGUAAAGAGGCAGGCCGUUUUCCAAGAGAGAACUGACUGAAUGUCAACAUUUUGAUCUUUCGGUUAAUUUCACCUUUCGUUGUUUAUUUUUACCAAACCUUGUGAACUAUACCAUCUCGCAGAGCCAGAUUAAUCCUUGGAUGUAUAACCCCAUUGUUUGUACUGGAGUUAGGAAGUUUGUGGGUCACAUUUGAAGCAGAUUUAGGAAUGUUUUGUUUUCUUGCUACUUCCCCCCCCUCCCCCUCAGUUCCUCUUCCACUCGCUAACCUCCCAGGCUUCAAAUACAGGACCCAUCAAGCAGUUUUGGAUUAUAUUCUGAAGAUAAGCAAAUAGCAGCGUUUUUCAGCUAUAAUUUAAAUUGCAGCAGCGAUCUGCUUGUUUCGAAGGCCACUUCUCAAUCAGGGAAUUUCAACCCAUGGACCUACAAUUCUCAUUGACUCCAGCAACAUAGCUGCCAAGUCUCCCGCUGAAAAAUGCGGGAUCAGCAGCGGCGCGGCACCAGAAGUCACUUCUACGCAUGUCUGGACAUGCGUAGAAGCAACUUCCGGUGCCGCUCUGCCCGAUUUCCGGUGCCCAGGCAUGGGCAGAAUGGCACCUGAAAUGGAGCCUCCCUGGCAGGUAGGAAAUGAUUUCUGGGAUUUUUUUCUAUUCGGGAUAACAGGGGGAAACGGAUUAAAAUCCGGUGGUUUCCCACGAAAAACAGGAGACUUGGCAGCUAUGUCCAGCAAGCAUGGCCAGUGGGGGGGGGGUGAUGGGAGUUGUAGUCUUACAACGUCUGGAGGACUACCAGUUCUCCAUCCUACCUUCAAUGAAGCACCCACUUACUGCUGAGUCAAGUAGCAUUUCCUGAUAGGCGAUCAGGCACAGCCCCAGUGUUGCUGGACGUGAUUUCUCAUUUCUGCAAGAUGGCUCAUUAUGUAAAGUGUCUCACAUCCAGUUCCAUCAUGUAUCCAACAGGAGCUCACAGCUUGCUUUUAGCACCGUUUCCCUUCAGACUGGUUAGGCAUAGAAAGGAGACUUUGAAGGGGGGGGGGGAAGCUUUAUAACUCCCCUCCUGAGUUCUCGUGUCUGAACACUUAUGAGAAAACAUACGGCAGUCGUCCUCUUGUCUCCAGGAUACUGAUAGUGCUAGAUUGACCUGAUACAGCUGUCCUUCUAUUCCACACCCUCUAACAUUAGUAACAGCAAAGCUAGAUAACAGAAAAUCCAAACAAUAUGCACCUUGAUGCCACACCAGUCGUUGUCUCACGGUUGUCUUCUUUUGCACCGGAUAGAAGGAAAUAAAACUCGCUAUGUCUUAUCUAGCUCCAUUGCCAAAAUUACUAGUGUGAGAGCUGCAAUAACUUGUGGGCAUAUGGCUCCUUUCAAAGGGCAAAGGAAAAUAUCGGAAGCAGUUGCUGGGUAUGUAGAAAAGAGGAUAUUAUAUAGAUGAGUCAUUGGAAACUUAGCAAGUCUCCCAUGAGUGAAACCUGAAAGGCGUAAAGCCUUUUGUUAAUUGCCUUGUCUUUCCUUAGUGUGGUAAGUGCACCAUAGCAAUUGGAUGAAAUAUUUUCAGAACACACACACACACACAAAAAUCAACCAAGGGUCUGAUACAAAUUGGGUUUCUUUUUCAAGAAUCUGGGCAUUUUUGCCUGCCUGGAUUGCACCACACGCUUGGCGAACCCGUUGCGUCACUUGGCCACAGUCACAAAAUAAUGGCUGCGUUUCCGCUGAGGAAAUUCACAGCUUUACCACAUGAGCCCCUGCAAUUCAGGCUUGCAGUAAACUGCUCAGACUCAAGUAACACGGCCAGUGUACUAUGUCCAGUUUUGUCAACCCUGUUGGACAGCAAUGACUGCCUGGGAUUGAGAAGCAAAGAUUACCCAAACAAUUUUACAAUUGUGUACUGGUUCCUUUGGUAUAUUGAAAUGGUUGGUCUGCUACACACCCUAUAAUCAGUGGUUAUCAACCUGUUCCCUGGAAGUUUUCCAGCAGUGGCCCAAUGAGAAGGAAGGCAAGCAAGCUUCCCAGAAAUAAAGGCCCUCUGCAAUAUGCAGUUUCAGGGGAGCAUAUUCUAUUUGUAUAGGGCGAUGGGGAGGACCAAGAGGCAUGACCAUAGCUUUGCAUUAACAAAAUAGGCUCCCCAAUCCUUUGCAACAUAAGAGGUUCCAUGGCAAAUAUGCAGAGGAGUCUCAUCCUGAAUGUUUGGUGUUUGAAUAUCACUGCGCUAUGAACCCCUGGAUCUCGUCCAACCAUUUCUAAGCGGUUCUACUUCUUAACUGCUCUUUAAUUGCAAAGAUCUAGUUUAUUGACCUAGACUAUAAUAUUAAGAACCCACCUGAUUUCCAGCUAACUAGACAUAGCUAUUCAUUUGUAUUGGCUUAUCACUUCUUUG
Messenger RNA from Zootoca vivipara (common lizard), 4544 nucleotides. It is a transcript of the gene KCNG1, whose product is annotated as potassium voltage-gated channel modifier subfamily G member 1. Gene Ontology annotation, biological process: action potential; potassium ion transmembrane transport; protein homooligomerization. The record is from RefSeq and is a predicted model, not a curated record. Gene Ontology annotation, molecular function: delayed rectifier potassium channel activity; protein binding. Gene Ontology annotation, cellular component: membrane; voltage-gated potassium channel complex. NCBI's taxonomy places the organism in Eukaryota, Metazoa, Chordata, Lepidosauria, Squamata, Lacertidae.